Molecule: messenger RNA, 882 nt
Organism: Arabis nemorensis
Lineage: Eukaryota; Viridiplantae; Streptophyta; Magnoliopsida; Brassicales; Brassicaceae
Source: the annotation of a GenBank genome assembly
AUGUCGGAGACUGGUAAGAGUCAAUCUAUCCAUAAACGAUUCGAAAACUCAGAGAUUCAACACCGAAGAGUUGUAAUCGAGAACAGUCAUGGUGAGAAACUUGUGGGGGUUUUGCAUGAUACUGGUUCUACAGAGAUUGUUGUCAUCUGCCAUGGGUUUCAGUCAUCAAAGGAUCGGAUUCCAAUGCUGACCAUUGCUAAUGUCUUUGAAAGAGAAAUGAUCAGCUCUUUCCGGUUCGAUUUCGCUGGCAACGGGGAAAGCGAAGGAUCAUUUCAGUAUGGUAACUAUCGCCGUGAGGCUGAAGAUCUCCGCUCUGUUCUGCAACACUUGCGUGGGGAAAACCGUAAGAUUUCUGCAAUAAUCGGACAUAGUAAAGGUGGAAAUGUGGUGCUUUUGUAUGCAGCAAAGUACAAGGAUGUGCAGACAGUUGUCAAUAUCUCAGGCCGGUUUUUUCUUGAGAGAGGAAUCGAAGGCCGGCUUGGUCAGGACUACUUCAAGAGAAUCGAAGAGAAUGGAUUCAUCGAUGUUCGGAACAGAAAGGGAAAGUUUGAAUAUCGGGUAACCGAAGAGAGUCUAAUGGACCGUCUCACAACCAAUACUCAUGAAGCAUGCCUCUCAAUUCAUGAGAACUGCAGGGUCUUAACGGUUCAUGGGUCAAACGAUAGAAUCGUGCCUGUAACAGAAGCUUCCGAAUUUGCCAGAUACAUAAAGAAUCACAAACUGCGUCUUAUCGAAGGAGCUGAUCAUGAGUUCACUUAUCACCAGGAUCAGCUUGCUUCUAUUGUUCUCUCAUUCUUCAAAUUGGAUCCCAAGAAAAAUUGUGUUAGUACAAGUAACCAAGACAUUGUGAGACCAGUUGUUCCUAUCAAGUCACAACUCUAA